UAGUGAUGGGAACAACAACAAAAAAACUUUGAACAGGGCAAAAAUAUAUAUAUAUAUUCCCUGUGCCCUAACCUUCCCAAUGCACCCCACUGAUAAUGCCGUUGUGUGGGGAAAUAGUGACAGCACCGGACUGUGCCUUUUAACCCGAGAAUUAACGGAUGGGGGGCGGGCUCUCCAGAGAAUGGGUGUAUGUGGCCGUGUGAGGAAGUAGGAUCUCAAAAAAGGAGAUGGGACGGGAGAUUGGCGCAGCCCGGCUGGGCAUGCCCGAGCGAGGUCUGAGAGCCGCGGAGAGCCCGCUCGCAGGCAGAGACAGGGCGAUGGGGAGCGCCGGUGCAGACUAGGAAGAGGCGUGGAAGAAGGGUGUGCUGGCAAUUAAUACACUAAUGAAGAGCAUGUCUUCUGCGACUUUCCGAGCCGUGGUGGUCGGGUCUUGUUCGACGCUCCGGGCCCCGGAGGGAGGAGUGAAUUCCGGGUAGCUGCGCUUGUUAGACUGGACCUGGACUGCGGAGCGGAGAAACCGCAGCCGGGGCGGCGAGGAGAGACCAUUAAUACUCACGUUUUUUCCUCCACGGGCAGUGUUUGUACGUUAAAAUGCACAGGGGAUAGAAUCUGGGUUUCCCCUAAAAGUUUUUAAAUCCCCCCCUUUUAUAUAUCGUCCUAUGACUUUCGUUUUGUUUUAAACGCUUUUUUUAUUUUAACACGACCGCCGGGGAAACUCGGCUCCUCGAUAAUAUAUUUAUUCAGAAGUCGGUCCUCGCUUUGGUCGCGAAGAAAGCGGAGUUUGGAUGUAACAGUACCGUUGUUGUUGUUGUUGUUUUUUAAAGUAAAUGUCGGGGACUUUAUUUUAGUUCUGUGUAACAGUGGAGAUGUGUUGACGAAGAGGCCUGGCUAAGAAACAGUGCUUGGUUAAGAGAGCCCUACUACACAACUCACCUGAGCAGCGGCUGAUGCGUUUUACGAGUGACGAUGAGGAGAACAUGGGGAUUGAACACUCUAUCGUUGGGAAGGAUUCCACGCUGCGUUACUUGUCCCUGCUGACGGCGAAUGAGAAUAUCCACCACUUGCUUUGAGAACUUCGUCCAAAGCGCACGUCGUUAAUCAUGGCUGCUACAGAGUGUGUCUGCUGUCCGGUUCCAGAGCGAGUGUUUGUAACUAGAUUUUAAUAGCUGUGGGUGGUUGUUAAGUUACAUUGGGGGUAAAAUGGCCGAUCAAAGCAACAUCCAGUCUGCGGCUUCCAAAAGCAUUCGUCCUUUUAAGUCCAGCGAGGAAUACCUCUAUGCCAUGAAAGAGGAUUUGGCGGAGUGGCUCAACACGCUGUACGACUUGGAGAUCACGGCUGACACCUUCAUGGAGGGUCUGGAGACGGGAGGCGCGCUCUGCAGGCACGCCAACAACGUCAACCGGGCCGCGCUGGACUUCCAGCUGGAGAACCCGGAGGCUGCCAGGUCGAUGCGUGUGCCCCGCAAAGACGUGGUGUUUCAGCCCCGCAGCGUGGCGCCGGGGUCCUUCGUGGCCCGGGACAACGUGUCCAACUUCAUCGCCUGGUGCCGGCAGGAGCUGUGGAUACAGGACGUGCUGAUGUUCGAGACGAACGACCUGGUCCUGAGGAAGAACGAGAAGAACUUCGUGCUGUGCCUGCUGGAGGUGGCGCGCAGGGGCGCGAAGUUCGGGAUGCUGGCGCCCAUGCUCAUACAGCUGGAGGAGGAGAUCGAGGAGGAGAUACGGGACCAGGAGAGCCUCGCGGGGGGUGCCCAGCGAAGCCCCCCCAGUAGGGGGUAUCUGAGGGAGGAGAAUCCCGGGGUGCCCCUGCCAGGCGUUCCCGUGUACCCCAGCUGGCCGCAGAGGAGGGUCCUGUGCGACAUGCGCAAUCUGGACGAGCUGGUGCGGGAAAUCUUGGGGCGCUGCUCCUGCCCAUCCCAGUUUCCAAUGACCAAGGUCUCUGAGGGGAAGUACAAAGUAGGAGAUUCCAGUGCUUUGAUCUUCAUCAGGGUGCUGCGGACUCACGUGAUGGUGCGAGUCGGGGGUGGCUGGGACACGCUGGAACACUACCUGGACAAGCAUGACCCGUGCCGCUGCAAUGCCUUUGCUCAUCGCUAUCAGCAGUCCAGAUCGAGCAGUCUGACUCCAUGUAAAACUGGAACCGGCCACAUUUCCCAGUCUCCCAGCACUGGACCCCACUGGAAGACAGACAGCGGCACCCCACUCAGGACGCCGGACAGACGCACUCUGGAGCCCCCUGGCGCCGGGCGCACCCCCCGCCACUCCCUCCCCACGGAGCUGGACGCCAGCACGGGCCGGGCGCCCGCUACCCCCCGCCCGCCCCGGGAUCGCUCCGAACCGCGGCAAGCCCCCCCACUCAGGUCCAAGGAGGCAUUGCCCGUGGUGACUCGGAAACUCUCUGGGGACAGCGACUCCUCCACUGCGUCUUCCAAGGGUGGGGGGGGGCGACCUUCCCUGCCAGGGAGCAAGAAGCCUGGUGAAGAGGUGGUCCUGCUGGUGAGCAGGAGGGAGGGCAAGCAUGUCAUUGAGAGACCCGGAGCCACUCAUGUCCCGGCCCUGCGCCCUCCACAGCCCAGAGCUCGUAGCCAGUCUCGCGGCCGCAGCGUCAUCCUCAGGCCCAGUCCGCCUCUGGAUAUCCCCAAACCGGACAGCAUCAAGGCCAGGCCCGACAGAGGCCGCUCGCUGGGGCCCGAAAGCCCGAGGAAGCUGCAGACUUCCAGGUCUCAGAGCCAGGGGAAGCCGUUCAGUCGGGGCAGAGACAGUGAGGCUAACGUAGCACAGCCAAGAGGAAGAAUCUUUCAACCGCCCCGUGCUGGAGGAGAUCCUCGAGCCAAGAGCAGCACUCCAUCCUCUCCAAAAAUCGGCGUUGGAGCUUUCCCUAGGAAGCAGAAUAUCUCCUCGUUGGGAAAAGGAAGCCAGAACAGCCCAAGCAAGAAGGUUCCAUCCCCCCGGACGACCGGGCCCAAGUCCCCAUCUGUCGGGCGGAGCAGACUGCUCCCUCCGGUCCCACGGUCCCACCGGAGCAAUCCCAGGAGCUCCUAUGGGAACCUCAGCAGGGGGGGCUCAAGUGAAUGGCUGGAUACAGGGGAUGGGGACCUGGGAGUGACUUUUCAGGCCUUGCCUUGCUUAGACCCCAGCCGGGAGAAGGAGCUGUAUCGGAGCUUCGAGGCUGAGUUCUUGGCAAACACACAAAGGAGCGGCUUCGCUGAAGGAGGGGAUGAUUAUGGUGAUCUCCUCGCUCAGCCUUUGCAGCCGCAGGCCUUGCAGCAGCCUCCCCUGGGCGACCCCAACGUCACCGACUCUGCUUACUCCUCAUCCAAUUCCUCUACAUCCUCCCUCAACGUUGGGAAUAAGCUGGGGGUUCUACCAGAUCUGCGCGACUCCACACGGGCCACCGAGGCGCAAGCUGGAGGCUGCGGCCAAAGUCACGUGGAUGUCGAUCGCUGGCCAGGCCACUCGGAGCCUCAGGGCCCAAAGCUGCUGCCUGUUCUGUCAAGUUCUCUAGAAGAGAGAGAGUUUCUCUCCUCUGUGAACAAUCUAAAAGACAAAGAGACUGCACCUCCGAGCUCUGCCAUCUGGCGACUGGACCCUGGAGACGUGAUCAGUGGUCACAAAGUAGUUUCCCAAAGCAACCGAUCAUUAGGCUUGGAUUCCGGAAUGAGAGGCGUGAUGAACUCAAGAAAAGGGAAUUCAAGAGUUCGCCUGGAUUCGGAUGACCUGGAUGGAGAUCUGGAGGGCUUGCAGAACCAGGAAGGUGCUUCCGAUUUUGAGGACGACGACGACCUCACUCUUCUGCCUCCUGAUGCGCACCACCUCGCCCCUUCGGAGGACUGCUCUUUCCUGGACUCCUCCAGUGAAGGGUCUUGCUCGCAGUGCGUGAUCCAGAACGAGGCCUGCUCGGUGGGCUCGCCCACCCCCCCUCUUCAGACGGCGGACCCGUGUGUGGUUUUGCGGCCCAAGAAGGGCUUGAAAAAGCCAGAGAGAGUGCCCUCCAUCUACAAACUCAAGCUCCGGCCAAAACUCCGUCCUCGCACUGACAACCGGCCCGAGAAGAGCCCCUCGCGCAUUCCCACCCCUGUCAGCUAUAAGCAGGCAGCGCAGGUGCCCCAGCCCCCCCCGAGCCCCAGGGUGAAUGGUCACCCCAGGUGGGUAGUGGACCACAGGUCUAGGAGGGCUCUCCAUCAGGCCCUUACAGAUCUGAUCAAUCCUUCCGAGGACCAGCGAGAUGGGUCGUCUGUGGAGUCGGGCAGUCUGGACGACGAAGCAUGGAUGUAGCUGACAAGGUGAUCAGGAUUUUGUUCAUGUGCCUUCCUCUUCGCUGUUGCAUUUGUUAACUCUGAGGUGUGAUCAACACUCCCCUUUCCUGACCAGAGAGGCAAUGGGAGGAUGUCCCGAUGAUGACGGAUACGCAGACGAAGAGGAUUUGUGCACCAGGAUCGACUGCACUGGAGUCCAUGGAAACUUGAGGUUUAGGCGGAUGAAUGCUGUGGGUGAACAAUUACCAACAAUUUCAGAACUUUAGCCCAUUUUGCAUAACAGGUUAGGAGGUAGAGGGGCUGUGCAGAGCAAAACAUUCCAUGAGCUUAUUGAGUUUAGAGGAGCUUAAUGAGAGUCAAAUUAAGGAAUGUGUCCAGUUGUAUGCCAUUACUACCCAUUCACUUACUGUCUGAAGUAAGGAGUAAUUUAUGCUGGUUUUGGGUGGCUUUAUUAACCUACUACAACCCUAAUUAGAUUCCUCUGGCCUGGCCUGGCCUUCCUGUAAUGUAGGCACAAACAUGUAGCUUCUUCUCUUUGCACUCAAAAGCUUUAUUUAUUUGACACCAAAGUACUGUAGUCCGGUGUAUAUAUUCUUUAAUGUGGUUUUGCAGGGUGCUGUGGUUUAAAGCAAGACCUGUUUCUGGAAGAAGCUUGACUGAAAUGUCUUAAACUCUGCCCAAAGUUGUGUGCACACUCCAAGACAUCAGAUAAAAAUCUGUCAUAGCAACUUUAUGGCAGGAUGUGACAACAGCCUUACUGGACCUGUGGCAGAGCUUUUAAGGAGCACCAAUUAGACUGACAUCUCAUUGAGCUAGGUGAUGAGCAUCAAUAAUCAGGUUUGUCAGUCCCAGGUGGUUGAGUCUUCAGGGAUGUUCUUCUUAUAAUUCAGGACACUGAAUUACUUUGUCCCUGAGAACUUCUGUUCAGUAUAUUUUAUAAAUCACUAUAGCAUCCACACUUUCAGAUUUUGAACUUGACCACUAAAACAUUAAUAAGUUCAGAAAUUUAGGAAUCGGGUAGAUCUGAAAACUACAUAGCUCCUCAAGUACUAAAGGCUUUAAAAAUGAAGACUUGACAAUCUCCUGUAAAACCUUCUGGAUGCGUGGCUCUCCUUGACCAGUAGACCACCUCUACUGUUCCAGCACUAUCAACACUUUAGCUUCACUUCAGUUUUAAUCAGGGAUGUGAUGACACUACAGCCUAGAGUUGUCCUAUGAAUGUUGCUGUGCUAUACUCCUACAUUGCACACAGUACGCUUUCUGUAUACAUUUGCCCUAUUUUAUUAUGCAAAAUGGGAUGAGAUACAAAAUAUGUAGCUCUUAGGAUGACGAUAGACAGGAGGGAGAGCAUAGCCAUUCAGAUAAUAAAAAGUAGCACACAUUCUCUUUCAUGAUAUAUGGACCUUCCACACAAAUAACACAGAAAAGGCCUGCACAUUUCUGCAUAUCAAUCAGUAUUAUAUUGCAAUGUGAUGCUAUUCAUCCUAAUAAGAAGCCCACAUGAUAAAAUACGCUGCGUUCGUCACCCUGAUCCGCAGACCUCUGCACCUUGAUACUGAAACACCUUGCCGAGCCUAUUGAGGGUUGGGUGGAAUACACAGUGCAUAGUCUGAGCCUCAUUGCUGAGGAGCCUCCUCCAACACAGAGCUGGUAGGCCUUCGGCUAUCAUCUUACCUCUCUCUCCUAGUCCUACUCUUAUCCCAGCUUAAAUGUCCAAAUAUGUCAAUGCUGAUUUAGGAGCCCUUGCACCUUGUAUUGUAGAAGGGGUAGCACAGCCAUUAUAAAAAAACUUUUCAACAUUUCUGUACAACUUGUUGUAUAAAGUAGGUCUGCUAAAAGCUCUCUGUGCAAAGAAAAUGCAAUAUUCCCUUUCUGUUCUGUGAUCAAUAGAUAGAAAGACUAUCCAGUCGUGGAAAUAACUCCACUUCUGUUGACUAAAAUGGCAGUAUUGGAUUUUGUAAAAAAAACAACUUCCGUGAACAUUGUACUUAUAUUUUAGCUACAUAUACACCACAGUGUGUAUAACACUGCCUGAAAGACCUUGCUCUUGUUCAUAUAGAGUUUAGGAUUUUAAGAUCUUUAUUUUCCCAUUUUCCCAGUGGAUUAAAAAAACUUUUUACUAUGAAAAGGGCAGCAUUUUCACAGUUUACUCACAGAUUGUGAUCGUCAGAGUUUGUGACUCUCCUGUUAACCUGCCAGUGAAGUGACAUUGUUUUUCAAAUGUAGAAGUUGUCAGUAUCUGUUGGAGUGGCACGUUGAUGGGUUCCCCAAGCUCUUAUUAAUUGAAUAUUCCCUCCUGAUAUACUGCAUCAGUUUGAAUAAAGGGAGACUUUUAAAGUAAAAGCAUAAUUUCCUGGUCAGUACACAUUUCUGUGAAAUGACCACCUUAUUUUCUAAUGAUAUAGAAUUUAAGAUUUUUUAGUUAUUUUAUUAUUUAGAUUUUUACCUAGGGAUUUUAUUUUUAAAAAAUUCUCCUCGUUUGUGUUUAUCAGUGCUAGAUUCCAUUCCAUUUGCAUGUUUGUGCAGUUCUUUUAAUUUGUUGUGGGGGGGGGCGGCCUGUACUUUUACAGCUUGCUCAGUUUACAGAUCUGGGACCUGCAACUCCUGCGUAUUCACAGCGAACAGCUCAUGUUCUUAUUAACAGCACAAUCACAGGCUGGAAUUAUCUGGCAUACAUUUGCUGCAUUUUCAGGAUCAUCGAGUUUCAAUCUCUCUGCUUCGGUAAUGGACUCCACAGAGAGGAAGU
Messenger RNA from Lepisosteus oculatus (spotted gar), 7002 nucleotides. It is a transcript of the gene gas2l1, whose product is annotated as growth arrest-specific 2 like 1. NCBI's taxonomy places the organism in Eukaryota, Metazoa, Chordata, Actinopteri, Semionotiformes, Lepisosteidae. Gene Ontology annotation, cellular component: actin filament; cytoplasm; microtubule plus-end. The record is from RefSeq and is a predicted model, not a curated record. Gene Ontology annotation, biological process: microtubule bundle formation; regulation of microtubule polymerization or depolymerization; protein localization to microtubule plus-end. Gene Ontology annotation, molecular function: actin filament binding; cytoskeletal adaptor activity; microtubule binding.